AUGAGCGACCAGAUCACUCACCCAACCAUCAAAGAUGGCUGGUUCCGCGAGAUCAACGACAUGUGGCCUGGCCAGGCCAUGAUGCUCAAGGUGAACCAGGUCCUGCACCACGAAAAGUCCAAGUACCAGGACGUCCUCAUCUUUGAGUCAAGCGAUUACGGCACCGUUCUCGUCCUCGACAACGUGAUCCAGUGCACAGAGCGCGACGAGUUCUCGUACCAGGAGAUGAUUACUCACCUUGCCAUGAACUCGCACCCCAACCCUGAGAAGGUUCUCGUCAUUGGUGGCGGCGAUGGCGGCGUGCUCAGAGAGGUCGUCAAGCAUGAGACGGUCAAAGAGGCCAUCCUCGUCGACAUCGACGAGGCCGUUAUCCGGCUGAGCAAGAAGUACUUGCGGGGCAUGGCCGUCGGGUUCGAGCACCCGAAUGUGACGGCGCUGGUUGAGGACGGAUUCAAGUACCUGGCGGACCGCAAGGGCGAGUUCGAUGUGAUCAUUACCGAUUCGAGCGAUCCUGAUGGCCCAGCCGAGGUCCUGUUCCAGAAGCCGUACUUCCAGCUGCUGCACGACGCCCUGCGCGAAGGUGGCGUGAUGACCACGCAAGCUGAGAACCAGUGGCUCCAUCUUGAGCUCAUCACCAACCUGAAGAAAUCCUGCAAGGAGAUCUUCCCCGUCGCGGAGUAUGCGUACACCACUAUCCCAACGUACCCGAGCGGGCAGAUUGGCUUUAUGGUCUGCUGCAAGGAUCCAAACCGCAACGUCAAGAAGCCUCUCAGGACUUGGUCAGAGGAAGAAGAGGAGAGGCUGUGCAAAUAUUACAGCAAGGAGAUCCACGAGGCUGCGUUUGUCCUCCCGAACUUCGCACGCAAGGCUUUGCGGUGA
Molecule: messenger RNA, 879 nt
Organism: Verruconis gallopava
Lineage: Eukaryota; Fungi; Ascomycota; Dothideomycetes; Venturiales; Sympoventuriaceae
Product: spermidine synthase
Exons: 3
Coding region: 1-879 (292 amino acids)
Biological process (GO): spermidine biosynthetic process
Cellular component (GO): cytosol
Molecular function (GO): spermidine synthase activity
Source: RefSeq, a predicted model, not a curated record